Messenger RNA from Bipolaris oryzae ATCC 44560, 510 nucleotides. RefSeq lists its product as uncharacterized. NCBI's taxonomy places the organism in Eukaryota, Fungi, Ascomycota, Dothideomycetes, Pleosporales, Pleosporaceae. The transcript has 4 exons. Bases 1 to 510 code for a protein of 169 amino acids. The record is from RefSeq and is a predicted model, not a curated record.
AUGAAGAUCGCAACCGUCUCCCUCUUUGCCGCAGGAAUUGCGUCCACGGGCGUGGUCGCAGCACCUGCUCCUAUGCAAGUGCCUGGUACCUCUCCGAAUCUUGCCAAACGAGGUCUCUGGUUUCGAGAUGAGUGCUUCCCUGAGUCUGGUGGCAACACCAUUGGCGGGAGCACGCUUUGGAUGCUGCGCAACACUUGGAAUAAUCGCUUUAGUGGCGAUUUUGGCGGAAGCCUUGGGGCACGUUUAUCGCUACAUUUAUGGAAAUUCCAUCUAACACGGCUUGCCAGGUCUACCAAUACAAAGGCGUGUGUUGUUGGGGACAGUGUCUGUUCGUAUCGUCCGAAGGGCAAGCACGAUGCGGUAACUCUAGGAGGCCCAACUGUUGGCCAGGUGUUCGGAGACACUUGUGCAGUUGAUAUGUGGAUGCAAUGGACCAAGACUGUAAGAGACCACGCAUGCCAAAAUUCCUCAGAAGCACUAGGUCGAAACAAACUACGGUCAGUCACAUGA